Molecule: messenger RNA, 2028 nt
Organism: Miniopterus natalensis
Lineage: Eukaryota; Metazoa; Chordata; Mammalia; Chiroptera; Miniopteridae
Gene: KIF2B
Product: kinesin family member 2B
Biological process (GO): microtubule depolymerization; microtubule-based movement
Cellular component (GO): microtubule
Molecular function (GO): microtubule motor activity; microtubule binding; ATP binding
Source: RefSeq, a predicted model, not a curated record
AUGGCCAGCCAGCGCUGCCUCCCCGGAGCCCGGCGCCCCUCCGCCUGGAAGCCCCUGACGACGCACUUGCGAGAUGUCCGCGUGGGCAUCUGCGUGGCCAUCCGGCGCAGCGACGGGCGGAUCCACCUCGCUGAGGUCACAGAGUUCAGAAGAGAAAACACUUGGGUCACGGUAGAGUGGGUCGAAAAGGGAGUUAAAAAAGGCAAGAAGAUUGACCUAGAGACUAUAUUCCUGCUGAAUCCGGCGCUGGCCUCCGCUCCACGCGCCGCGCCGUCCAGGUCCUGGUCGUCCGGGUCCGUGUCUCUCGCGCCCUCUUCGGCCGUCGGGGACCAACGCGCGUCCACGCGGUGGAUUGCAAGGAUCCCCCCGAAAAACAAAACACCCUCAGGGGACAGCCUGGCCGUGAAAGUCCCCGGCAAUCCUUGCCUGGUGAGAUGGAAAAAAUCUCCGUGCCUCCGGGAAAUCGAGAAACUGCAAAAGCAGCGGGAAACCCGCAGGCGGCUGCAGCUGGACGCGCGAGCCCAGCGCACCCUGGACGCCCACGCGGGGAACACCGACCUCGAGGUCAGGCGCAUGAUCGAGGAGUACCGCAGGCACCUGGACGGCAGCCAGCUGUCCGGCCUGGAGCCGCGGGGGGACCAUCGGAUCUGCGUGUGCGUGAGGAAGCGGCCCCUCAACCAGCAAGAGGCCACCAGGAAGGACCUGGACAUCAUCACCAUCCCCUCGGACAAGGUGGUCAUGGUGCACGAGUUCAAGCAGAAGGUGGACCUCACUCGUUACCUGGAGAACCAGACCUUCUGCUUCGACCGCGCUUUCGACGACAGGGCCUCCAACGAGCUCGUGUACCAGUUCAGCGCGCGGCCGCUGGUGGAGCGCAUCUUCCGCAAGGGCAUGGCCACCUGCUUCGCCUACGGGCAGACGGGCAGCGGGAAGACGCACACCAUGGGCGGGGCCUUUUCGGGGGAGCCCCGAGAUCGCUCCAAAGGCAUUUACGCGCUGGUGGCGCAGGACGUCUUCCUCCUGCUCCAGACCUCAGCUUAUCAGAAGCUGGACCUCCAAGUCUACGGCACCUUCUUUGAGAUUUACGGGGGCAAGGUCUAUGACCUGUUGAACUGGAAGAAGCAGCUGCAGGUCCUGGAGGACGGCCAUCAGCGAGUGCAGGUGGUCGGGCUGCGGGAGCAGGAGGUGUGCUGCGUGGAGGACCUGCUGCGCCUGGUGGAGCGGGGCAAGAGCUGCCGCACGUCGGGGCAGACGUCGGUCAACACGCACUCGUCCCGGAGCCACGCCGUGCUGCAGAUCAUCCUGAAGUCGCGAGGGAACCUGCACGGCAAGUUUUCCCUUGUUGACUUAGCGGGGAACGAGAGGGGAGCGGACACCGCCAAGGCCAACAGGAAAAGGCAGCUGGAAGGGGCGGACAUCAACAAGAGCCUCCUUGCGCUCAAGGAGUGCAUCCGGGCGCUGGGGCGCAACAAGCCCCACACCCCGUUCCGAGCCAGCAAGCUCACCCAGGUGCUGCGGGACUCCUUCAUCGGCCACAACUCCUCCACGUGCAUGAUUGCCACCAUCUCUCCGGGGAUGUCCUCCUGUGAGAACACCCUCAACACUCUGAGAUACGCAAAUAGGGUGAAAGAGUUGACUCUCGAUUUCAGGCCCCACCAUCCUUGUCUCUCUCCGGCUGGAUGCCAGGUGCCAAAGACGCUGGAGAACCCCAUUAGAAAUUCGGAAGUGUCCCUGCAGGGGGAUGACUCUGUGCAAAUACCACCUACCCAGAGCGAGAAGGAGGAAGAGCCUAGAGAAAUGGAAACAUCCUCUCCGUUACUGGAGGCCGCCCCGGCUUCCUGGGAGGAACCCGGCCAGUGGAGGCAGGAGGACAUCCAGGAGACAGCUUACCGGGUAGACUAUGACGUUCAUUUUUGCAUCGUCCAGCUAUUGUCCACCUUGGAGCAGAAAAUCGGUAUUCUGACUGAACUGCAAAAGAAACUGAAAUCAUUACGAGCUGACCUGCAACAGAAGAGAAAGGUAGAGUGA